UAUCUCUUCUUCUUUCUCUGCCUAUUUCUCGUGUCAUGUUAUGAACACUCAACACUACAAGUACUAUCCUUCUCUUUUCCCGCGAAUUUCUCUCUUUGCAAAAUUUUAUCUUUGACGUCAAUGAUCAAUCCCUUCUCCCUCUUUAUCUCUCUAGAACAACCUGAUCACUCUUUUGCCUAUUUGGUUUAAUUUUUCUCUCACCCUUAUCAAAAGAAUUUUUUUUUCCUGCUUAUCCUUUUUUAGCCGUUACGCGUUUAUAAAAAAAACAAGUAGACGUUUUUCUUUUUUACAAACAAGAAAACUUCUGUUUAUUCUUGAUAGUUUCCUUAAAACCCUCCUAAGUUUUAAUGUUACCGUUUAAUGUGCUUCCUAGUAAUCUCUGUUUUUUUUUUAAUUAAAAAAAAACUGGAUUACAGUUAUGUAGCAGUGUUGAAGUUGAUCAAUCUUUGAAGGAAAAGUCUUAAAUUUUUUAGGGGUUUUAAGAAUUUAAUUUAGAGAGUUUUUUUUUUCUUUUCAUCAACACAUUGUUAAAGAUCGAAGAUUUUUUUUUUCCUAAAGGGUGGCUUGCUUUUACUUUGUUUUUGUUAAUUUAGCGUGUGAGAGAGAUCAUGGUUGAAGAAGUUAAGGAGAUCAAUUCUAAUUCAAAGACAAAGGGUUUAGUUUACUGGACUGGUUUGGUGCCCCAUGGUGGCAUUCGCAAUGCGAUUCAAAAUCAACAAGGGAGGAUGACUGGUCCUACAAGACGAUCAAAAAAAUGGACAGGGGAGGAGGAUAAAAUAUUAGCUGAUGCAGUCAAAAGGUACAAUAGCAAAAAUUGGAAGAAGAUCGCUGAAUGUGUUCCUGAUAGAACAGAUGUUCAGUGCCUGCAUCGAUGGCAGAAGGUUCUUGACCCUAAACUUGUUAAAGGACCCUGGAAAAAAGAGGAAGAUGAUCUCAUUCGAGAGCUUGUUGAAAAACAUGGAAACAAGAAAUGGUCUCAAGUAGCAAAACACUUGACAGGCCGCAUAGGCAAGCAAUGCCGAGAAAGGUGGCACAACCAUUUAAAUCCAGAUAUUAAUAGAACUCCAUGGACCAAAGAGGAGGAAGCAAUUCUCAUCAAAGCCCACGGAGCAUAUGGUAACAAGUGGGCUGAGAUCGCAAAGCUUCUGCAUGGAAGGACUGAAAAUUCAAUAAAAAAUCAUUGGAACUGCUCAGUGAGGAAGAGAAUAGAAUCAUAUCCAGCUCGUGGUUUGGACUUUUAUAGUUACAAGACAAAAGCAGAUGGCAAGAAGCUAGAGGUGGGCAAGCAAAGAAAUGAUCGGGGUGUGAACUUGUGCUCAAACGUGGAACCUUGUUCACUGGAUUUGGUUCUUGGAAAUGUUGGUAGAAGGGAGGGCCAAUUGAAGACGUCAGAUAAUGAAAUUUGUAAAGAGUGGAACGAUUCAGCAAAGUCCACAGGUAGAACUAUAGGUACUAAAGCUACUGAUACAUGUGUUCUGUCCAGCCAAGAUUGCAGAGAAAGUGCCAGUAGUGCAUACACAUCUGAGUCAACAGACCAUUCCUCUGUUAACCAGCCUGGGAAAAUCUGUGAUAUUUCUUUCGGUAGUCUCAUGAGGUCUCCAUAUUCACAGGAAAGGACUCAUGAGACUACAAAUACUAUCAAUUCAUUGCCUUCUGAAGCACUUUCUCCGUCUUUGGAUCUCUCUCUGAGUACUCCAUUCAGUGCACAUGGUUAUGAUGAAACAAUGGAUGAACAUGAGAAAAAUAGAGGGGCAGGAGGGCCUAACACUACGGAUAAAUUACAUCGUGGCUUGUGCUACGAGUCACUCCAGCCAAAGGAUUUGAAUGUCUUCCUGGAAACCGGUAGUUUUCCCGGUUCAGAUUGCUACAUCCGCACAGUAGGAGGUCCAGGUUCCUUCUCCACUCCAAUAAGCCGCAAUAGAGUGUCUCCUAGUUGUAGCAGUCCAGAAUCCAGACUGAGAAGCAAAGCAAGGAGUUUCAAAAGCACGCCAUCGAUUAUAAGGAAGAGAAGUUCUAUUACUUUGAGACAAGCUGGCUCAUCUGACAAAGAUGAUAAUGGCCUCCGGUCGCUAGGUUCUUGCUCAUCUGACAAAGAUGAUGAUGAUGAUGAUGUGGAUCUAUUAAACAAGAAGCAGCUUUUCCUUUCUCCUCCGAAAUCCAAGAAGCUUGAAACUCCAGAAGAAAUGAAGUCUGUAGAAAAACGCCUGGAAUACGCUUUUAACAUAGAAGGUUAAUACAACGGUAGGACUAGGCCAGUUCCACCAUACCUUCCAUACCCAUAUCUACAUCAUCUGAUAGUUUUUCUCCUGCUAAUUUUAAUUAAGAGAAGUUUUAGGUCAUUGAUGUGAAUUAGACUGAUCAGGAUCUACAGUGGAUGCACAUUGGCAUUGCUUUAAUCUUUUCAGGGUCUCAGGAGUGCUGAAUUAGCCCAUCUAUCUUUUGUUUUGCAAAAGAGGGCAACUUUACGUCCUAGCUUCUCCUAGUUUGCAGUGAACUAGUGUCAAUUAACUCAUUGGCAACUUUUAUUAUCAGCAGCGAACGGCUUUAGUGAAAAACCAUUUAGGAAAAGU
Populus trichocarpa (black cottonwood) is the source of this 2570-nucleotide messenger RNA. RefSeq names its product transcription factor MYB3R-2. The record is from RefSeq and is a predicted model, not a curated record. Gene Ontology annotation, biological process: regulation of DNA-templated transcription. Gene Ontology annotation, cellular component: nucleus. NCBI's taxonomy places the organism in Eukaryota, Viridiplantae, Streptophyta, Magnoliopsida, Malpighiales, Salicaceae. The transcript is spliced from 9 exons. The coding region runs from base 609 to 2234 and encodes 541 amino acids. Gene Ontology annotation, molecular function: RNA polymerase II cis-regulatory region sequence-specific DNA binding; DNA-binding transcription factor activity, RNA polymerase II-specific.